Messenger RNA from Aureobasidium subglaciale EXF-2481, 2955 nucleotides. RefSeq lists its product as uncharacterized. The record is from RefSeq and is a predicted model, not a curated record. Gene Ontology annotation, molecular function: D-type glycerophospholipase activity. Gene Ontology annotation, biological process: cell motility; phosphatidic acid biosynthetic process; intracellular signal transduction. Bases 276 to 2885 code for a protein of 869 amino acids. The transcript has 5 exons. Lineage: Eukaryota; Fungi; Ascomycota; Dothideomycetes; Dothideales; Saccotheciaceae.
CAACCGAGGAGCAGCUUUCGGAGCAGGUUUUUGAGAAAGAGCUGCAGCUUUCGUCUGAUCCUCUGGUCAGACGUUAUCACGCCGAAGCGAGCCGGUCUUUAUUUCCUUCGACCCUCUUCCCCUCCUCCCCACCUGCAUAUCUGCAACUCCCUUGUCCAACCGCAACUCGAUCUUUGUCGAUUGAGGUCAUCGAUAGGACCCUAUCGCGCAACCAGUAGUCUACGCUCGUUUGCGCGUUUCCUACACGCCGCACCAUCGCUGAAACAGGCACCAACAUGGGACUGAUUGGAAAGACGUCGCAUGUCGACUCGGCCGCAGAGCAGACUCGUGACUCCGAAGAUGCUCAGCACAAGGGCGCCGCCGAGCACAUCAAGCAUCCUUUCUCUGAGCUAAGGCAGAAGAUGAAGGAGUCAUCCCUCUACGAUCUCAAGGUCAAGGCUGUCCACGUAAAACACAAGAUCGGAAAAUGGCAAAACCUCGUCAACCCAAACCAUCGUCACGACGAAGAGCACGAAAAGGCGACAGACGAAAAGAGAACCAGGAUUGCCGAAGGACAUCGCUUCGAAAGUUUCGCACCAGAGAGAGAUGGAAACAAGAUCAAAUGGUAUAUCGAUGGCCGCGAUUACUUCCACGCCGUCUCGGUCGCACUUGAAAGAGCAAAGGAAACCAUCUACAUCGAGGAUUGGUGGCUGUCGCCCGAACUCUUCCUGCGCAGACCUCCCUUCACCACGCAAGAUUGGCGUUUGGAUCACGUCCUGAAGCGUGCAGCUGAGCGAGGUGUUCAGAUCUACAUCAUUGUCUACAAGGAGGUUAACCAGGCCCUUACUUGUAACUCCGCCCAUACCAAGCGCGCUCUCCGUGCUCUAUGCCCAGAAGGCACCCCUGGUCACGGCAACAUUCAUCUCAUGCGUCAUCCGGAUCACAACAUCUUCGAGAACGCCGGAGACAUGACCUUCUACUGGGCCCAUCACGAGAAGUUUAUCGUCAUUGACUUUGAUCUCGCUUUUAUCGGAGGUCUGGACCUCUGCUUCGGUCGUUGGGAUACGAUGCAGCACCCUUUGGCUGAUGCUCAUCCUGCUGGUGUUGAGAACGAGGUGUUCCCCGGACAGGACUUCAACAACAACCGUAUCAUGGACUUCCAAGACGUCAAGGACUGGAAGAGCAAUGAACUGAGCAAAGCCGACUACGGACGCAUGCCGUGGCACGAUGUGGCCAUGGGUGUGAUCGGUCCUUGUGUCUACGAUAUCGCUGAGCAUUUCCAACUACGCUGGAACUUUGUCAAGCGUGACAAGUACAAGCGUGACGAGCGUUUCGACUGGCUCACUCUCGAGGGACGUGAGGGCGAAGAUGAGGAUCUGAUUGCAGUCCAAAGGCCUAAGCAUCCUGUUGGAGAGUACAUUCACCACCCCAUCUCACCCAUGGGCGCAAAAACUGGCAGACCCAGCCCUGAUAAUGUUCAGGGCAGCGUCCAUGCGCAGCUCGUGCGCAGUAGUGCUGAUUGGUCAAGCGGUAUCCUGACCGAGCACAGUAUCCAGAACGCAUACUGUGAAAUCAUCAGAAACGCCCAGCACCUCGUCUACAUCGAGAACCAGUUCUUCAUCACUUCUACUGGCGAAGAGCAAGCACCCAUCCACAAUCAGAUUGGUAAGGCUAUUGUCGAUGCUUGUGUCAGAGCAGGUAAGGAGGGCCGCAAAUUCAGAGUCAUCAUUGUUAUUCCGGCUAUUCCUGGAUUCGCUGGUGACCUGAGAGAUAGUGCUGCCGCUGGAACUAGAGCAAUCAUGGACUAUCAAUACAAGUCAAUCAACCGUGGAGAGCAUUCCAUCUUUGGUCAGAUCAGAAAGCAGGGUGUGGAGCCUGAGAACCAUGUAUUCGUGUUCAACCUUCGUUCAUACGAUCGACUCAACAAGACACCAGCAAUGAAGAAGAUGGAAGAAGAGUCGGGUGUCACUUACCAGGAAGUGCAGCGUGCUCAAGCCGAAGAAAUCAUGUCUUCUGGGGUGCACGGUGGUGCCGAGUCAUCAUCCUCAGACGAGGGCGAGUCCGAAGACGACGAGAAGGAGCACUACUCAAGCCGCAAGAAGAAGUUCGAGGCCCGUAGAGCGGCAGCCGGACUGAAUAAGGACCAGGUUGUCAGUGAAGACAGUGUGGCCAAGAACGCCAUGCUGAACGAGAAGAAAGUCAGCGAAGAGCCUUGGGCCGAUAACGAUUUUGAACAGGAGAAGGAGAAUUGGGUGCAAGAGGAGCUUUACAUCCACGGAAAGGUAUGCAUUGUCGACGACAGAAUCGCCAUCUGCGGAAGCAGUAACAUCAACGAUCGUUCUCAACUAGGAUACCACGACUCAGAACUCACUAUCAUCAUGGAGGACACCAACGCGCUGCCCUCGAUGAUGGAUGGUCGUGAGUAUCAAGCCGGCCACCACGCCGCGACGCUCCGUCGUAUGCUCUGGCGCGAACACUUGGGUUUGUUGCCAGCUCAACCUCUUGACGCUAGCGAGGACCCCAACGCCCAACCCCCAGACGUUUGUCCCAACUCCUGGUACGAGGGAGACGAGUACGACAAGUUCGUCACUGACCCCUUGUCUGAUGAUGUUUGGAAGACGUGGACUGAGCAGGCCACUACCAACACGGAGGUCUUCCGUCAUCUGUUCCACGCGGAUCCCGAUGACAACAUUCGCACCUUUGAUGAUUACGAGAACUUCUUGCCUAGAAACGAUCAGAAGCAAGGCCACUUGUACAACAAGUAUCAACCGGCGGAUGACGUUAGAAGCAACCUGGACAAGAUCAAGGGACAUCUUGUAUGGAUGCCUUUGCACUUCCUUGAGGACGCAGAAAUGGCAGAAAAGGGACUGGCAGUCAACUACUACACCGAGAGUAUUUACACCUAAGCGGCGGUUCAGUGGUGUACGGGCGCGGAAUGGUAAUGGUGUUUCGGAAGUGGUGGGUGGUCAUCAUGGG